This is a messenger RNA of Misgurnus anguillicaudatus (oriental weatherfish), 594 nucleotides long. The record is from RefSeq and is a predicted model, not a curated record. NCBI's taxonomy places the organism in Eukaryota, Metazoa, Chordata, Actinopteri, Cypriniformes, Cobitidae.
GACUCAUACCCAGGACUGGGCUUUAAAAGAGCUGGAAGUUCCAAUCUUCGAAAAAAUUUAACAUCCAGACACAUCUCUGGUUCAGCUGGACGGCUUUCAAAGUUCACCCUUAUCUACGCGACAGAAUUGAAAAGACUUUCUGCAUCUAGUAAAUCUGAACUUUGCUUUAGAAGGAUGAACUGCCAAAUCUUUGUCGUCUCCAUUGUUGUGUUUGUAGCAUGUCUGGCCAUUGCUGAAGGAAAGAGUCUUGAGGGAUGUCGCUGCAUUAUAACGGAGAGUCGACGCAUAGGCAAACACAUAGAAAAGGUUGAACUCUUUCCACCCAACAUCCACUGCAACAACAUAGAGAUCAUUGCCACCUUGAAAAAAACUACGCUGGAGGUCUGUUUGGACCCAUCUGCCCCUUGGGUUAAGAAAAUAAUCGAGAGGAUCAUUGACAAGAAAUCACCAUGAAUCAGUCAACCAUCAGUGCACCAGGGUUGCUUUUUAAGUCCAAGUGGUCUUGAAUGACUAUACUGUUAUAAUUCAUUGUUUCUGCACCUGGAAAUGCAUCUUUUUAUUUGAAGUAUAUGCAAUAAAAUAUCACAAACAUCA